Molecule: messenger RNA, 1231 nt
Organism: Papilio polytes (common Mormon)
Lineage: Eukaryota; Metazoa; Arthropoda; Insecta; Lepidoptera; Papilionidae
Product: acyl-coenzyme A thioesterase 13-like
Exons: 4
Coding region: 350-940 (196 amino acids)
Molecular function (GO): fatty acyl-CoA hydrolase activity
Source: RefSeq, a predicted model, not a curated record
ACCAGCGCCACUCUCAUCCGCCUAGCUAGAGCCGGAUAAAUUUAUUUGUAAACAAUAAUGUUUUAUACAUAGAUAUUGAAAAUAAGAAUAUAAACAAAUAUUAAUCUUAACCAGUUUAUUCAGGCAAUUACACUUAACUAUUUCAAAUUGUAUAAUCUAUAUUCUGCACUUGUUGCUAGUUCUUAAAAUCUGUAGCAAGUUCCCCAUCCCCUUUAUAAAUUCAAUCAAUACUUUCCCAUUUCGCUCCAGCCUUCGGAGGGCGGUUGCGAUUCUAUAGUUCCGGUUGUCUCCCUUUGUGGUACACAAAGUGUUGAGUUCCAUCUUUUAAUUGCGUUAAAUUGUAAUCAAAAUGUGUAGCAAGAUGGCAAAGAUUACCGAACUGUUCGUGAAAACGGUGGUGAAUUCGAAACGCUUCGAUCGAAACCUUCGUAAUGUCAAGUUGGUGUCUUGUAGCGAUGGUUUGGUGAUAUCGGAGCUCGAAGUUGGUUCUGAACAUCUGAACGAGGGCGGAACCCUGCAUGGAGGGUUCAUCGCUCACAUGGUUGAUACUUUGUCAACCUUUGCCCUGCUGGCCAACGAUAAAUCAGUCGGACGUGGACUCUCCGUCGACCUGAGUGUUAGCUACAUGGCUACGGUUUCGGAAGGCGACAAGUUGGAGAUAGAAGCUGUCGCCAAGAAGGUGGGGAACAAGAUUGCUUUCCUCGAGGUGCAGAUUCGCAACAAAGAAAAUGACCAGCUUAUCGCUAAAGGAAUAACUUGGCCGGUUGAGUGUCCGGAGGAUCACGUGCAAGUGUGGAGUGACCUUGACCACAUGAAAUUCAAGCGGACGGCAUUAACGCCGUCGACUUCGAUUGCCAAACGCGUGGCUCGCGCCAAUCGUCUGGAGAGCUGGUUAGCCUUGCAGCGCCGCACCAAACAAGAUAAAUCGUCUCAUGAGUAAAACGAUGGUUUAAAGUUCGUAGAAAACAUGUAGUAAUUACACAUUUAAUUUAUUUGAAAUUACUAAGUAGUGUUGAAUUCUCAGUAAAUCGGUGUUUUUGACAGUUUUGAAUUGUCCUUUGUAUAUUUUAAUAAUUGCAAGUUGAAUAAUUUUGAAUUAUAUAAUUAGUUUAUUGUUGAAGUUAUGUCUCUAUAUACUCUAUCUUUUAGUUACAAUUGUUUAUUCAUUAUUUCUACUAUUGUUGUUUUUGUAUUUUAAUGCGUAGUUGGGAAAAUAAAAAAUAUAAAAACA